UAUAUAUAGCACAAUGUUUUAAGCAACCUUAUCCAGUGGGAUUUUUUUGUCUUUCAAUUUCAAAGCUCCCCAAUCCAAUCCCCAAAAUCCAUCCCUGUAACUUGGGAUUCCGCCAUCUCCGACUUCUACUACUGUUUUCUUACUCAAAUGUCAGCUUCUUCUCUCACAAUGGCUGCAGCUGCAGCUUCAGUUUCGUCUUCUUCUUCUUCUUCUUCUUCUUCUUCUUCUUCUUCACCCUGCAAGAAACUCUUCUUCGCCCAACAUCUCAACCGAAUUCCCUCCCAUUUUUCUCCAAAACAGAAGCCAUUGAAGCUUCUCGAGCUCAGAAUCCAUUUACCCAACAUUUACCCUCUUGCUUUCUCCUCCGCUUCUCAUCUCUACUGUGCUCCUCCUGCAUUCGAGGGACUCGAAGUCUCCGACCCUAUAACAGAAGACGCAGAGACUGAAGAAUCGGACGGAAGCGAGGAAAGCCGGGAGGAAGACGAACAAAAGGUAUCGGCAUCUCGCGACGCAGGGAAGCUUUAUAUUGGAAAUUUACCAUAUGCUAUGACCUCUUCCCAAUUGACUGAGGUCUUCGCCGAAGCCGGUCAUGUGGUUUCUGUACAGGUUAUAUAUGACAAAGUUACGGAUAGGAGUAGGGGAUUUGCAUUUGUGACAAUGGCAACUUUGGAGGAAGCUAAAGAAGCAAUUCGGAUGUUUGACGGCUCUGUAACUACUUCUUAUUCUUUCUCUCUUCAUUCUAUUGUCUUCGCUUAA
This is a messenger RNA of Cucurbita pepo subsp. pepo (vegetable marrow), 756 nucleotides long. The record is from RefSeq and is a predicted model, not a curated record. Lineage: Eukaryota; Viridiplantae; Streptophyta; Magnoliopsida; Cucurbitales; Cucurbitaceae.